GCAUUUUCGAAAAUCCUCAGUCACCCCGCAACCGCUGGAAACAUGUUAGCGGUCCGCUAGCAAUAGCGCGAACGGCGAGAUGGCCUUUUGAUCAGCGUCCCUUCUCUUCCCUGUUGUUUAAUCACUCUCCUUGACACGAUAUGAUUGUCCGAGGAUGGAAGCAGACGACGUGUCAGUCAGGGAGCAGAUGUUCCACGACCGAGUCCGGGAGAUCAUUAUUUGCAUCCUGCUCUUCGUCUGCCUCUACAUCGUCUCCCACCUUAUCAUCACACACUUCAAGAAGAGCGCAGAGUUUGUCGCGGAUGACAGUGAAGAUGCCAUGGUGAACAGGAUUGCGCUUUGGCUGUGCACCUUCACGCUCUCCGUCGCCGUGGGCGCCGUCCUCCUGCUGCCCUUGUCCAUCCUGUCCAAUGAGGUCCUGCUCUCGUUUCCGCACAGCUACUACAUGCAGUGGCUCAACGGCUCACUCAUCCACGGGCUGUGGAAUCUCGUCUUCCUCUUCUCUAACCUCUCCUUGGUGGUCCUCAUGCCCUUUACCUACUUCUUCACCGAGUCCGAAGGCUUCGCUGGCUCCAAGAAGGGCGUGAUGGCACGGGUCUACGAGACUGCUGUGGUGCUGCUUCUGCUCACGCUGCUGGUGCUCGGCAUAGUGUGGGUGGCCACGGCCCUCCUACACCAAGACGCAGCCCGGGAGAGUCUGUACGACCUGUGGGAGUAUUACCUGCCGUACCUUUAUUCAGGCAUCUCGCUGUGUGGGGUCCUGCUGCUGCUCUUGUGCACCCCCUUCGGACUGUCCCGCAUGUUCAGCGUCACUGGAAGCCUACUGGUCAAACCACGACUCCUAGAGGAUGUGGAGGAUCCCAUGAACUGUGCUCGGCUGGAAGAGGCCUCUCUCUCCAGAAAGCUCUCCAACAGCCCCGGCUCGACCUGGACGGCGCUGAACAUGGAGGCUGUGAGAAGGGAGCUGUUUAGCACCCGCUCUAGGCGUGUCGCUCUGGAGAUGCGAAGGCGUGCAUCGCCAUGGCAGCGUAACUUGGGUUACCCUCUGGCCAUGCUGCUGCUGUUGGCUCUCACGGUGGUGUGUGUGCUGAUGGUUAGUUUCCACGUAUUGGAGCUGCUCUUCGACGAAUCUGCCAUGCCCAGAGGAAUGGAGGACCCCCUCCUGGGAGCAGCCUCCUUCUCCAUGUUUGGAUCUCUGGGAGCCACAGUUCAGGCUGUCCUAAUCCUGUAUCUGAUGUUGUCGUCGGUGGUGGGCUUUUAUAGCUCCCCCCUCUUCACGGGACUCCUCCCCCACGCUCAGGACACCACUCUAACACAGAUCAUCGGGAACUGUGUGUCCCUGCUAGUUCUCAGCUCAGCACUGCCAGUCUUCUCCCGGACUCUGGGAAUCACACGGUUUGACCUGCUGGGGGACUUCGGACGCUAUAACUGGCUGGGAAAUUUCUAUAUCGUGUUCUUGUACAACAUGCUGUUUGCGGGGCUAACCUCCGCCUCCCUCAUCAACACAGUAACCUGGGCCGUGCAGAGGGAGCUCAUUCGGGCCUUUGGUCUCCACAAGCUUCAGAAACUGCCCUUGACAGUGUCGCGCUCCACAGUCCCCUUCAAGCUCCUCGUCACCAGCGGGUUGUCCAAGAUCCAGUGAUCUGUCGCGUCGGAGCAUCGUCGAGGUC
Messenger RNA from Brienomyrus brachyistius, 1670 nucleotides. RefSeq names its product limb development membrane protein 1-like (gene lmbr1l). Lineage: Eukaryota; Metazoa; Chordata; Actinopteri; Osteoglossiformes; Mormyridae. The record is from RefSeq and is a predicted model, not a curated record. Gene Ontology annotation, molecular function: transmembrane signaling receptor activity. The transcript has 17 exons. The coding region runs from base 155 to 1642 and encodes 495 amino acids. Gene Ontology annotation, biological process: receptor-mediated endocytosis; signal transduction.